AGACUGCAUGUAAAUAAAGUACUUCUUGUGUUUCCAUUUUUUCAGAUAAAGAGGAAGCAGGCAGCACUGUGCUACAGAUCCAGAUCAGUCCACAGAGAACUCAGGAACCCCUGUUCAAAACAUGGAGGGAAAACAGGGAAUCCACAUUUUCCUCGGCGCUCCAAUAUUCCCUAAGGAAAAGGGAACGCCGGGAGCAGGGACUCCCGUGGAGGAAACUUCGGAAAACUGGAACAGCAUUGAGCUUUACUGCCGAGAAGGGAAACUUCACCCCGCCUCUGAGCUGAGAGAGGGAGGAGCCAUUGCAGGGGAUGCAAGGAUCUGCUGGAGCAAAAGAGCCGCUGGCUACGUCUGCAAUCAUUCAGACAGGCUGAGUGUUAACCAAACAAGACCAUCCAGCGAGCCAUCCCGCCAAAAUGAAUCCUGCUCCCCUUCAGAAACGGGGAAGGAAGCAGCGCGGCAAGGAACUGAAGGAACAGGAGCCCUGCGUUCCCAAACGGUUUCCGGGAGAAAGCGUCUGGUCAACCGCAGUCAGGAAUUGCCCGGCGACGCAAUCACAGAAUAUCUGGACAGCUGCUUUCCUGAAGGUGCAGAUCCAGGGACAGCUGAGCAGGAACUGUCCCCGCAGACGGAAUUCCUCAGCGUGUGGGCCGCCAGCCAGGCCGCCAUCUUAAAGGGGCUGCUGGCAUCGGAGUGCGGGGAGAGCCCCGAGGUCCAAAAGGAAGAAACCGUCUCAGGACCAGCCCCAGAGCUGCACACCCCUAUGAGAGUACAGAACUCAACCCCAGGGGUCAUUCCGGGAGCGCCCCAGCCAGGCAGAGCCCCCCCAGAGGAGCCCCACACUGCGGAGGGCUCGGAGGAACUCUUCAGUGCCCCUGGCGAGCUGCUGCCUCGGGGGGAGGGAGGCGUUGUGAUGGAGAUGUGCUCCACAGCGCUGCUCUGCUCUCAAGAAGAACCUCCCCAUCAAGAUGGUGAUCCUACUGAGAAUAGAAGAGAGACUGAGGAGGGGGCCUCCAAACCCACAGCCCCCAGUCCCCCUGCCACUGCCCCUGAAUCCAAGAAAACCAGAACCUCCCUUUCCAACCGAAAGGUAAGGAGGGGCCUGAGGGAAACCAUGGGCUUGCCUGGGAAGCCUGCCCUGCUGAGGAGCUGCGUGGACCAGGCUCAGCGCUACAAGGUCCUGGCCUGUGUGCUGAACCCCUGCCACCUGAAGGAGGUCAGAGUGAGAUCAGGGACGUCCGCCGGCUCUGCUGUUCCCCUGGCAACCAUCGUGGUGACGGACCAGUCAGGGACGGAGAGGAAGGUGGUCCUGUGGCGGGCAGCGGCUUUCUGGGCUCUGACUGUGUACCCCGGGGACCUGGUCGUCAUAACAGAUGUGAGUGUGAAGGAGGACCAGUGGAGAGGGGAGACAGUGCUGCAAUCCACUCCAGCCAGCAAACUACUCAACCUGGGCCAAUUCUUCAACAUCAACCAUGAGCGAGUUCCAGGAUAUGUGGACAGAGUCACCCUGGCGGAGCUGCAGGGGUAUUUGAGGGAGAGGCACCCCCACCUCCUCUCCGUUCCCUCCAGAGCCCCCCAGAGUCCCCACAGCAUCCGGCACACCCGUCUGGGGGUCCUGAGAGCUAACACGUUGGUCCAUGCGCUGCUGCGAGUCACACGCAUCUCCACACUCACCGUGCCAGUGUAUUCCUACAGGGGACAGUCUCUCAGGAAGGUGGUUCUGAGUGUGGAGCAGGGAGAUGGCCAGCGGGGGGCACUGGUGUUGUGGGGAGGUGCUACCGCCUGGCUGCCGCGCAUUCAGAGGAAGAGAGCGCUGGUGUGGGAUUUCCGCUGCCUGCUGGUACGGUGGGGCUCUGUUUCGGGGUUCCUGGAGCUGCACUCCACCCCCUGGGGCUCGUGCGAGCCUCUCUUCCCCGAUGACCCUCGGGCCUUGGAGUUCUGGAGCUGGGCCGAUCCGGAGCGCUGCGAGACAGACCUGCAGACUCUGCUCUCCCUCCGACACUCAGGGGAGGUGGUAGUGAAGGCUCACAUCACUGCUCUGCAGUUCACGGGCGGAACCUCCCACAAUGCCCGGCUGCUGAUGGAUGGAGACACGCCCCUGCAAAGGAUUGUGGGAUUGGUGACUGAUGACAUCACCUUUGUAGGGUGCGGGAGGUGUGGCUCCGAGCUGGGAGUCGACGACAACAGAAUCUACCAACUCUGCUACCCCUGCCUGCCACACACUGGAGUGAAGCGGUAUUACAGGCCAGCAGUGAUGACGGUGACAGACGGGGACAGUGUAAUCUCAGUGGAGGUUCCCCCCGUGCUUGUGGAGCAGAUCUUCUUGAAUAUUCCAGCAGAACAGCUCAACAAGCCAGCAGUCCCCUCCUCUCAGCUCUCCUUCUCUCAGGUGGUGUCGGAGAUGUGCCUCUCUCUCCUCUCUCACCCGGCUGACACCUUCCUCCUGACCCUGAGGAGCAGCUUCCUAUUGGACGAGAACAGCAUCCCCCUCCGACAGCACUUCCUGCUGCUGGACUUCCACCCGGAACUCUGAGCAGAACACCAGGACAUGAGGACAGGCUGUUAUUAAUCUGAUAAGCCACUGCUGGAGUGUAUGGAGCCACUUCAGUACCACAGACAGGUGUUUGAUGCAAUGCGGUUUAUCCUGGGGUGUCAUAUACACACACACACACAUAUAUAAAUAUAUAUAUAUAAAUAUACUGUAUAUAAUUCUGCAAAGCAUUAAAACAAUAUGUGUGGAAACAUAGAAGUAGUUGAUCUGGAGCUGUUUUUGUCCACUAGAUGGGGUUGCAGCUUCAGCAGUACUGUACUGUCAUUAACUUAUGGCUCAUGGCAACAAAAAAACAGAAAGCCAUGUGCUUUUGCCCUUUCUUCAAAAUAACCUUGUAUACAAUAAUCAAGGUAAAAAAUCUGACUCAUUCAGGCAUGUGAAAAUACUACCUUACACCAAGAAAAAUCAAAAUGUAUGUAAAGCAAAAUAUACUUUUAGAGUUAUAUAGGGCUUUCUGUUUAACACACUGAACUGAAGUCCUGAUACAGGUUAACUUCACCAGCUUUUACAUUCACCAAGAAUAGACUCUUACCUGGGUGUUACCUGGAAAAUGAAUUCUGUUAAUUGAUUUUCACCAGUUUUUUUUUUUUUUAAUAAACACUGAAAAUGAAAUGAA
Acipenser ruthenus (sterlet) is the source of this 3164-nucleotide messenger RNA. RefSeq names its product shieldin complex subunit 2 (gene shld2). Gene Ontology annotation, biological process: regulation of double-strand break repair via homologous recombination. NCBI's taxonomy places the organism in Eukaryota, Metazoa, Chordata, Actinopteri, Acipenseriformes, Acipenseridae. The coding region runs from base 122 to 2530 and encodes 802 amino acids. The record is from RefSeq and is a predicted model, not a curated record. Gene Ontology annotation, cellular component: site of double-strand break; nucleus. The transcript has 9 exons.